This is a messenger RNA of Prunus avium (sweet cherry), 4633 nucleotides long. Its product is annotated as cellulose synthase A catalytic subunit 2 [UDP-forming]. Gene Ontology annotation, biological process: cellulose biosynthetic process. Gene Ontology annotation, cellular component: membrane. Gene Ontology annotation, molecular function: cellulose synthase (UDP-forming) activity. NCBI's taxonomy places the organism in Eukaryota, Viridiplantae, Streptophyta, Magnoliopsida, Rosales, Rosaceae. The record is from RefSeq and is a predicted model, not a curated record.
CACAGAAACCGUGAGAGAGAGAGAAGAGAAAUAGAAAGAGAAGGAGAAAGACAUCGAUUUCGAGCCACCGACACUUACAUACGUACGUCCAAAAAAAACCCAACAAUUCUCUCUGUUUCACUGUAUUGAAAAUACGGAAGUACCCCUCUCCCCCCUCCACGGUCUAGCUCCACCGACACUCCGGUGGGGCACCACCUUCGCCCCACCACCACCACCACGACUGCUGCCUUUGGCUUCCAUAAUCAAAAUCUGGGGCCUACCCAAAAACCCUUAUUUUGAGAAUUAGCUUUGGGGGUUAAUUUAGAUCACAGUGAUAUUUUAGAUCCAAAUUAUAUAUUGAUCUCCUCUGUCUCUGUCCCUAUCUCGUCCCUUCUGUGUUUAUGUGUUGAAAUUUCAACUCCCACUUUUAGAUUCUCUCUCCGUCUCUCUCUCUCUCACUCUCUCUCUCUCUCUCUCUAAAACCAAAAGUUUUUUUUCUUUUUAUUGCUCUAUAUAAUUUGGCAGCAACCUGUGUCACAGAUCGAAAGCACCAAGUUUUCUUUGCAGACAGCCAAUUUGUUAGAGGACUGGGUCUCUCUCUCAAGAAAAGAAUCAUUCAUUACACACAAACAAAACAUUUUUCUUUUUUCAUUUUUUCAUUUUUUUCUUAUUUUAAUUUCGCCCUUUUUUAUAUUCACUCGUUCUUUAUUUCUCUCUCUCUCUCUCUCUCCUCUACCUAUCUGUCUGUAAAGCUGUGUUUUUUAUUCAUUGUGUAAUGUGGGGUUGGUGUUUCUUGUAAUGCCUUUGAGAGUGUGUACUAAAUUAAGCAACCUAGAAAGAGAGAGAGACACACACAAGAAGGAGAAGAGGAAGAGGGAGGUCAAGUGGUGUUCUUUGGUGGUUUCUGAGUGAUGAGAAAGACAGAGAAAGUGGUUUUGUGAAGUGGGUCUCUUUUGAGUUUCAAGGCUCAGUCUGUGUGUUCUGAGUGCUAUGGAUACCAAAGGAAGACUUAUUGCAGGUUCUCACAACAGGAAUGAGUUUGUUCUCAUCAAUGCUGAUGAGGUUUCAAGAGUAACAUCUGUCAAAGAACUGAGUGGGCAGAUUUGCCAGAUCUGUGGGGAUGAGAUAGAGAUAACAGUGGAUGGGGAGCCAUUUGUUGCUUGCAAUGAAUGUGCAUUUCCUGUUUGCAGAUCUUGCUAUGAGUAUGAAAGAAGAGAGGGCAAUCAAGCCUGCCCUCAGUGCAAAACCAGAUACAAGCGCCUCAAAGGGAGUCCAAGAGUUGAAGGUGAUGAAGAAGAGGAUGAUAUUGAUGAUUUGGAGAAUGAGUUUGAUAUUUCAAGCAAUGAUAGGAGAGAUCCUCACCACAUUGCCGAGGCAGUUCUGGCUGCUCGCCUUAAUAUCGGACGGGGAUCCCACGUCCACGGUUCAGGGAUUAGCACACCAGCAGAAUUUGACUCUGCCUCCAUUGCUUCCGAGAUCCCUUUGCUGACCUAUGGCCAAGAGGAUGUUGGGAUUGCCUCUGAUAAGCACGCUCUUAUUAUUCCCCCAUUUAUGAGUCGAGGAAAGCGGGUUCAUCCAAUGCCGACUACUGAUUCCUCUAUGUCCUUUCCACCCAGGCCAAUGGAUCCUAAGAAAGACUUAGCUGUAUAUGGUUAUGGAACUGUUGCAUGGAAGGAGCGAAUGGAGGACUGGAAGAAGAAGCAAAAUGAAAAACUUCAGGUGGUGAAGCACCAAGGAGGAAAUGAUGGUGGAAACAAUAAUGGAAAUGAGCCGGAUGAUCCCGAUUUACCCAAGAUGGAUGAAGGCAGGCAGCCGCUUUCGAGGAAGUUACCCAUUCCUUCGAGCAAGAUAAAUCCAUACAGAAUGAUAAUCUUACUCCGUCUUGCAAUUCUUGGCCUCUUUUUCCACUAUAGAAUUCUCCAUCCAGUUAACAACGCAUAUGGAUUGUGGUUAACAUCUAUAAUAUGUGAAAUUUGGUUUGGCAUGUCGUGGAUAUUGGAUCAGUUUCCUAAGUGGUAUCCGAUUGAGAGAGAAACAUACCUUGAUAGAUUAUCACUCAGGUAUGAGAAAGAAGGGAAGCCAUCUGAGUUGGCCGAUCUAGACGUAUUUGUUAGUACUGUUGAUCCUCUUAAGGAACCUCCACUUAUCACAGCAAACACAGUUCUGUCCAUCCUCUCUGUAGAUUAUCCAGUUGACAAAGUUGCAUGCUAUGUCUCUGAUGAUGGUGCUGCAAUGCUCACUUUUGAAGCCCUCUCAGAGACAUCUGAGUUUGCAAGAAAGUGGGUUCCAUUCUGCAAGAAGUACAGUAUUGAACCCCGGGCCCCAGAGUGGUACUUUGCACAAAAAGUUGACUAUUUGAGAGACAAAGUAGAUCCGACAUUUGUCAGGGAACGUCGAGCCAUUAAGAGAGAGUAUGAAGAGUUCAAAGUUAGGAUAAAUGGGUUGGUCGCCACAGCACAGAAAGUUCCCGAGGAGGGUUGGACAAUGCAGGACGGGACUCCAUGGCCUGGGAACAAUGUCAGGGAUCAUCCUGGAAUGAUUCAGGUUUUCCUUGGGCAAAAUGGUGUUCGUGAUGUGGAAGGAAAUGAAUUACCACGUCUGGUUUAUGUGUCCCGUGAGAAGAGACCAGGUUUUGAUCAUCACAAAAAAGCUGGAGCUAUGAAUUCUUUGGUACGGGUGUCGGCAAUCAUCUCAAAUGCUCCAUACAUACUGAAUGUUGAUUGUGAUCACUAUAUAAACAACAGCAAAGCACUUCGUGAAGCAAUGUGCUUCAUGAUGGACCCCACAUCAGGAAAGAAAAUCUGUUACGUACAAUUUCCUCAACGAUUUGAUGGGAUUGAUCGUCACGAUAGAUACUCAAAUCGCAAUGUUGUAUUCUUUGAUAUCAAUAUGAAAGGUUUAGAUGGUAUCCAAGGACCCAUAUAUGUUGGAACUGGUUGUGUCUUCCGAAGGCAGGCACUGUAUGGAUAUGAUGCUCCUACCAAGAAGAAACCACCAGGGAAGACUUGUAAUUGUUUGCCAAAAUGGUGCUGCUGGUGUUGUGGAUCUAGAAAGAAGAACAAAAAAGCAAAGUCAAAUGAUAAAAAGAAAAAGAACAAGGAUGCUUCAAAGCAGAUACAUGCACUAGAAAACAUUCAGGAGGGAAUUGAAGGAAUAGACAAUGAAAAGUCAUCCCUAAUACCUCAAAUAAAAUUUGAGAAAAAAUUUGGACAGUCGCCAGUUUUCAUCGCUUCUACACUCAUGGAAGACGGUGGAGUUCCAAAGGGAACAAGUUCGGCAUCGCUCUUGAAAGAAGCCAUCCAUGUCAUUAGUUGUGGCUAUGAAGAUAAAACAGAAUGGGGAAAGGAGGUUGGGUGGAUAUAUGGCUCUGUUACAGAGGAUAUCCUAACAGGCUUCAAGAUGCAUUGCCAUGGCUGGCGAUCUGUGUAUUGCAUGCCCAAAAGGCCUGCAUUCAAGGGUUCAGCUCCUAUAAACCUAUCUGAUCGGCUUCACCAGGUGCUUCGGUGGGCGUUGGGAUCUGUUGAAAUAUUAUUGAGCAGGCACUGUCCAAUUUGGUAUGGAUAUGGGUGUGGUUUGAAAUGGUUGGAGCGCUUUUCUUAUAUAAACUCAGUUGUCUAUCCUUUGACAUCUAUCCCCUUGCUUGCCUACUGUUCCUUGCCGGCUGUCUGUCUCCUUACUGGGAAAUUCAUUGUCCCUGAGAUUAGCAACUAUGCCAGUAUCCUUUUCAUGGCUCUCUUUUUAUCCAUCGCUGCAACUAGCAUACUUGAGAUGCAGUGGGGACAUGUUGGCAUACACGACUGGUGGAGGAAUGAACAGUUCUGGGUUAUUGGUGGUGCGUCAUCACACUUUUUCGCACUCAUCCAGGGUCUGCUCAAGGUUUUGGGCGGAGUUAACACAAACUUCACUGUCACAUCUAAAGCAGCGGAUGAUGGAGAGUUUUCUGAUCUAUACCUCUUUAAGUGGACGUCACUUUUGAUCCCUCCCAUGACCUUAUUGAUCAUAAACAUUAUUGGAGUUGUCGUUGGGAUUUCUGAUGCCAUCAACAAUGGUUACGACUCAUGGGGUCCUCUCUUUGGUAGGUUGUUCUUUGCCAUAUGGGUCAUUGUCCAUCUUUACCCAUUCCUAAAGGGUUUGGUGGGAAGACAGGAGAGACUCCCCACAAUCAUUGUGGUCUGGUCAAUUCUUCUCGCAUCGAUCUUCUCUCUAUUAUGGGUCCGAAUCAACCCAUUUGUAUCAAAAGGUGGUAUCGUAUUAGAAGUUUGCGGGCUGGAUUGUGACUAAGGUCCACUUGUACAGAAGGUUUAGAUGGUGUGAGUUCUAUAAAGUAGCUGUUUGGGCAAACAAAAAGAGAUCGAGUUCAAAUGCGCCAUGUUGUUCAAUCGAAGGUAAAAUUGUUUCGAACAGUCCUAUUUAUAAGGAUAAAUCUUGUGGUAAAAGAUGAGAUGGGAAGAAAGAGCAAUCCUGGGAGGUUGCAUGUAGAUACAAAGGGACUGGAUCUGACACAUUGAUUGUUUUGCAAAGUGUUCAUUAAUUCUUUAAUACAUGGAUUUUGUGGGUUGGAAGGGGAUUUGUAUUCAGGUCUGUCUGUAAUCCCAUGAGAAGAUAAAGUUAGUUUGAUUCAUAAUUUAUGUUCCCUUCUCAAUAAGGGGGUUGG